This is a messenger RNA of Pygocentrus nattereri (red-bellied piranha), 1237 nucleotides long. It is a transcript of the gene jagn1b, whose product is annotated as jagunal homolog 1b. Gene Ontology annotation, biological process: endoplasmic reticulum organization; granulocyte colony-stimulating factor signaling pathway; vesicle-mediated transport. The record is from RefSeq and is a predicted model, not a curated record. NCBI's taxonomy places the organism in Eukaryota, Metazoa, Chordata, Actinopteri, Characiformes, Serrasalmidae. The transcript is spliced from 3 exons. Gene Ontology annotation, cellular component: endoplasmic reticulum membrane. Bases 189 to 740 code for a protein of 183 amino acids.
CCUUUAUCAUCUACACAUUGAUCUUCUCUAUGAAGAGCCGGGAGAAGGCAGAGGAGCGUUAAUGUGCUUUCCAGGCCAAGGGUGGCGGUAAUGAACUUCAACGGUGAAGGAGUGCACCCAAGGCGAAGAGUCGCUCUUUCACACCGCCGGCCGUUUCACUCCGCUUCUUCCAAGUUUUAAGGGCUGCCAUGGCUUCACGAGCCGGACCAAGAGCUGCCGGGACAGACGGGAGUGACUUUCAGCACCGGGAACGUGUGGCUUCACACUAUCAGAUGAGCGUGGCCUUGAAGUCAGAGAUCAGGAAGCUGAACCUGGUCCAUGCUGUGGUGUGGGGGCUGGUGGUGGCCCAGGUGCUGGUCAGCCAGCUGAACCUGGUCUCCCACAGAGUGGUUGCCAGCCCAUACCAGUGGGAGUACCCUUAUCUCCUCAGCAUCAUCCCCACAGCGAUCAGCUUCAUGGCGCUGCCGCGAAACAACAUUAGCUACCUGGUUAUCUCCAUGAUCAGCGCAGGGCUCUUCUGUGUGGCACCCAUCAUUUACGGUGGUAUGGAAAUGUUCCCUGUGGCUCAGCAGCUCUACCGCCAUGGCAAGGCUUACCGCUUCAUCUUCGGCUUCUCUGCCGUGUCCGUCCUCUACCUGCUGAUGGUCGUGGCUGUACAGGUGCACGGCUGGCAGAUCUAUUACAGCAAGAAGCUGCUGGACACCUGGUUCACCACCACACAGGACAAGAAAAAGAAAUAAAGGUGUCCAAGAACAAUCUCACCAUGUUGGGGAUUGUGCUUUGUUUGCCUGUCGUCACAAAAUCCCUUUUCUGAACGUUUGUCCUGUGCUUAAGAGGAGGUAAAGCAGGAUGCCCUGAUCUUACUACACUGAGCUCCGCCGGUUUUACCCCACUGUCCCGUCUGUUGGCCUUAAGCCCAGAUUAGGUCUUCAUGGGACUUUAACCUCGAGGACUAAAGCUGCAUCAGGAACAUCUCAGGGAGCAUCAACAGUAACUGUGCAGCACUGUACUGAAGCUCAUGUUCCUUUACUGCGCUUUUUGGUAAACCUGCAGUUGUUGAGCCUCUGCUGUUCCUGAUGUGAUGGCAUUACCGUUCUUCCUCCCAGUUUCAUCUGCUCUACUUCCCAGUUCCGUGUGGAACCCCCCCAGUGUUCUUGUUGACAAUUGAGGCAGCACUGGAGAAAAUAUUCUGGAUAUUUAAGGGCAAAAUAAAGAAUAUUUUUAACUUAAGAAAACA